Molecule: messenger RNA, 511 nt
Organism: Meloidogyne enterolobii
Lineage: Eukaryota; Metazoa; Nematoda; Chromadorea; Rhabditida; Meloidogynidae
Source: the annotation of a GenBank genome assembly
GCCUAAGGAAGAAGGCAUUGUUACUUUAAACAACAAAAAUAAUAAUUUGAAUUCUACACCAAAAAAUUUAGAGGAAAAAGUUCAUCUUUUAAUUGGAAGAAAACAAAGAACGCUUCAUAAAAAAGAGAAAAUUGCGUCUAAAAAAGGAUCGAAAAGUGUUAGUGGACAGGAAAUGAUUCAGGCUUUAGACGUUUAUACAGCGUCUAGUAGCAGCACAGAAGAAUGCGUAGCAAAAUUACGUGCAGACCCGGAGAAUGGACUUUCCCAAGCAGAAGCUACAAGACGACUUGGUUUUAGUGGAUAUAAUGAAUUUGAAGUGAAGAAAAGUGAAUCUCUUUUGGGAAAAUAUUUUGAACAGGUUUGGGGGUUUUUGAUAGAGUAUUUGGUUUAAGGAAAGGUUGAGAAUAUUUUUUGUUUCAGUAAUUUUUUUCCGGUGGGCAAAGAGCCGAAAAGUUCGUCGCUUUUUUUUUUUGAAUUUUCUCCAUUUUUUAUUUUUUGGGGUUAAGUGGGG